This is a messenger RNA of Halichondria panicea, 1853 nucleotides long. RefSeq lists its product as uncharacterized. Gene Ontology annotation, biological process: carbohydrate transport; transmembrane transport. The record is from RefSeq and is a predicted model, not a curated record. Bases 24 to 1769 code for a protein of 581 amino acids. Gene Ontology annotation, cellular component: membrane. Gene Ontology annotation, molecular function: carbohydrate:proton symporter activity. The transcript has 14 exons. Lineage: Eukaryota; Metazoa; Porifera; Demospongiae; Suberitida; Halichondriidae.
ACACCGGUAACUAUAAAUUUAAUAUGCAUCUGUUUCAUAUUUCAUACUAUGCAUGCAGUAAUUGCCUUUAUCACUGUAUCAUGGCAGCCAGAGACUGGAUUUACGUUUCUUCUGUGGCAUUCUUUGCUGCACUGGGUGCUUUCUUGUGUGGAUACAGCAUUGGGUCUUACAAUGGGCUGCAAAACUUUGCUGGUUAUCUAGAGUACUUCGAUCUUGGGAGCAGCACUGCAAAUUCUAGCUGCACUGAAACCUCAGACUUGAAAGAAGAUGACAGGAUCAUACUGGGAUCCAUCAUUUCGAUUUUGAGUCUUGGUGGAGCUGUUGGUAAUCUCUUUGCUGGCAAGCCUGCUGACUACUUUGGCCGUAAAGUAACUAUUAUGAUGUCAGGAGUGCUGAUAGUUCUUGGAGCAGCGAUACAGUGUGCUGCAGUACAGGGAGCACCAUGGAUGGAAAUCUUGGGUCGUUUUAUUGGUGGACUUGGAUAUGGCUCAUUCUAUUUGGCUGGCCCUGUGUACAUUGCUGAGAUUGCUCCAACGCAUAUUCGAGGAACCUUGACAUCUCUUAUCGGCCCAACCAUAGCAAUGGGAAUAAUGACUGGCUAUGUCACCAACUUCCUGCUGUACGAUGAGCUGUUUGGUUGGAGGGUGUCUCGUCUACUGUCUUGUGUCUUUGGUUGUGUCUACAUUGCCGGCAUGACCUUAAUGCCCAGGACCCCAAGGUGGCUCAUGGUGCAGGGGAGAGAGUCAGAGGCACGAGAGGUACUCAGAAAAACUGUCUCCAAGUUGGGACAGGAGGGAAUUGAAGCUGAGCUAGAGGAUAUUAGACAGUCUUUGAACUCGGGACCAAAGAUUAAUAUCUUACAGGAGCUUAAACUAAUUCUGAAAUGGAGAAAUCUUAAACGGGUCUUGCUGGGAGCACCUCUUCACAUGUUUUCAGCUGCUUGUGGAACAGCAAUAUAUUUCUACUCUGAGCCGUUGUUCUGUUCUCUGGGGAUAGUUCCGUUUGUGACUGCUCUUGUGAUUGGAGGAUUGACUCUCUGUGGAACCACCUUCACGACCAUCUUUAUCGACAAGCUUGGCAGAAAGCCGAUGCUGGUGGGAGGUGGUAUAAUGAUGUUUCUCUUCACUGGAACAGCUGCUACACUAGUCUAUGCCUUCGACUUGGAGGAAGAAAAUGAUGAAGUCGUCGGCUAUAUUGUUGUGUGUCUGGUCUGCCUCUUUAUGUUAGUCUACUCAUCCACCUGGUAUGUCAUUCCGUGGAUUGUCACCAGUGAGAUGUUUCCUUUGGAGGGACGAGGACUUGUUGUGGCCAUCUCCACGGCAAUCAACUGGGUCUUUGCAUACACAUUCAAUCAAGCCUUUCCCUCAAUUCUGGCCUCCAUUAACUCGUCUGGUUCUCUGUACAUGAUCAGCUUGAUUGACUUGGCUGCAGCUCUCUUCUUAUUAUUCUUACUGCCUGAGACGAAGGGCUUCAGUCUCGAAGAAAUGGAGAAAAUAUUCGAGAAACCGUGGCUUGAGAGGGUGGGGCUCACUUCCUGCUGCAGGUUUUGUCAUAGUCGGCACGGUUCCACUGAAGAUGGUAUCCCUACUAAGAGUAAACAUGCUGUCAAUGGAGUGGUGAUGCUAGGGGACAAAUCUAUAGAGCUUCAAUAUGCCAGACAAAAGAGAGAAUUUGUGUUUGUGGAGGAGAAUAGUAAAGACUGGGAAGAGUAUUGGGAACGAUACGAUGCAGAAGAGACUAGAACUGCUAGCAAACAAACUAUUGUGUGAAUGCAUGGUAGUUUGGUUUAGCCUGACAAUCAAGCUGUGCAUGUAUAAGCAAUCAUUAUUUUUGUAAAAUUAUUGCCCAGCUGA